AUGGUUGUCUACUACCAGGUCGCCGGCAAGAAGGUCGGCUCUCACGUCCUCUCCAUGGCUGUUCUCGGCUCCAUGUUCGCCGGCUCCUACCUCGCCAUGGGUGGUGGCUCCAAGCCCAAGACUGCUGAUGGUCCUCCCAUCAACGCCGCGUCCAAGGAAGAGGGCGACUUUGUCCAACAAUUCCUCAAGGAAAUGGACGGCGGAGACAAGUCUCAGAAACACUAG
Messenger RNA from Penicillium diatomitis, 225 nucleotides. Its product is annotated as ATP19 family protein. The transcript is spliced from 3 exons. The coding region runs from base 1 to 225 and encodes 74 amino acids. The record is from RefSeq and is a predicted model, not a curated record. NCBI's taxonomy places the organism in Eukaryota, Fungi, Ascomycota, Eurotiomycetes, Eurotiales, Aspergillaceae. Gene Ontology annotation, biological process: proton motive force-driven ATP synthesis.